GAAAAAAAACAAUUUUAUUUUAAUUAUAAAGAUAUUUUAUUUAGUAAAUUUUAUCAAUAUCUAUCACAAGCUGAUGAGUUUAGGAACGCUAAGAACUAUAGUUCUUUUACAUUCAAGCGUAUAAACGAAAAGCAUAAAAUGGCUAAAUCCAAGGAAAAAAAAGGUAAAAGUGCUAUGAGCGAGGUUGUAACUCGUGAAUAUACAGUGAAUCUCCACAAACGUCUUCAUGGUGUUGGAUUUAAAAAGCGUGCUCCACGAGCUAUUAAAGAAAUUCGUAAAUUUGCUGAAAAACAAAUGGGAACUCCAGACGUGAGAAUUGAUACACGACUCAAUAAGCAACUUUGGUCUAAAGGAAUUAGGAAUGUACCAUUCAGAGUUCGUGUACGAUUGAGCAGAAGAAGAAAUGAUGAUGAAGAUUCUGCAAACAAGUUAUAUACCCUUGUUACUUAUAUACCAGUUGCUUCCUUUAAGGGUUUACAAACAGAAAAUGUUGAUGCCAGUCAAGAUUGAUUUAUUUCUGAUUAAUAAAUAAUUUAUCUCAAUUUAUU
Messenger RNA from Apis florea (little honeybee), 548 nucleotides. It is a transcript of the gene RpL31, whose product is annotated as ribosomal protein L31. Gene Ontology annotation, biological process: cytoplasmic translation. The record is from RefSeq and is a predicted model, not a curated record. NCBI's taxonomy places the organism in Eukaryota, Metazoa, Arthropoda, Insecta, Hymenoptera, Apidae. Gene Ontology annotation, cellular component: ribosome; cytosolic large ribosomal subunit. Gene Ontology annotation, molecular function: structural constituent of ribosome.